AUAUUAGUUUGGAAUGUGAAACACAUAUAGAUGUAAUUAAAAAAAUCAAUUUAAUGUUUACUGAAUUAAAUGCACAAUUAAUAAAAGCUAUUGCUGUUGUAACAAAUAGUGCAGAAGCAUAUGCUGCUACUAGUAUAUUUAUAGAAACAGAACCAACUAAUCUUGAAACUUCUUCUUUAAGUAGUAUAAAUAAUUCAAGUUUUUCAAAAAUAAAUAAGCCUCCAAAGAAUGUUGAAGUAAAUGAACUAGCAAAAGAUAUUGAAAAUAAAUCUGCAAAGGAUAUUGAAAAUGAAUCUGCAAAAGAUGUUAAAAAUGAAUUUUCAGAUGAAGAAUCAGAUAGUGAAUUUCACUUUGAAAAUAAGGAUAUUGAUGAUGAAUAUAUGGAUGAAGAAGAAUAUUCCAUUAAUGAUAAUACAUAUCCCGUAGUUGAUACUAAUGCAAACAUAUGA
Messenger RNA from Racocetra persica, 449 nucleotides. The record is from the annotation of a GenBank genome assembly. Lineage: Eukaryota; Fungi; Glomeromycota; Glomeromycetes; Diversisporales; Gigasporaceae.